Molecule: messenger RNA, 750 nt
Organism: Fusarium mangiferae
Lineage: Eukaryota; Fungi; Ascomycota; Sordariomycetes; Hypocreales; Nectriaceae
Exons: 2
Coding region: 1-750 (249 amino acids)
Cellular component (GO): extracellular region
Molecular function (GO): hydrolase activity
Source: RefSeq, a predicted model, not a curated record
AUGGCGAGCGCUCUCGCCAAGCGGGCUACUCUGACGCAAGUCGCCAAUUUUGGUAGUAAUCCUGGUAGUCUCAACAUGUAUAUCUACGUUCCGGCCAAAGUUGCCACCUCUCCUGGCGUCGUAUUUACACUCCAUGGCGCUUCCGGCAACGCCCAGCAGCAAUUUACAUCUACACCUUAUGCAACGCUGGCGGAGCAGUACGGCUUUAUUGCCGUCUACCCAGAAUCCCCCCAAGGUGCCUGGGAUGCAACCUCAAGCAAAUCACUUUUACAUAACGGUGGUGGCGCAAGUCAAUCAAUUGCUAGCAUGGCUGCCUACGUGGUCAGCACAUACAAGGCUAAUACCAGCAAAGUGUUCGUCUCUGGAGUGUCUUCCGGCGGAACAAUGGCUUUCACCCUGGCAGGGGCCUACCCUGACGUCUUCAAGAGUGCCAUCGUUUAUUCUGCUGCUUCCACAGCGAACAUCAAAAACCAGUACCCAGGAUAUACUGGCACUUAUCCCAGUAUUCAACUCUAUUUAGGAUCUGCGGACGCCAUCAUUGGUACAUCGACCUUCAAUAAGUCGCUUGCCAAUUGGGCCCCGGUACUUGGUUACGACACUACCCCUGAUCAAGUGCUCACCAAUAGUCCUGUCAGCGGAUGGACUACAUAUGUCUUGGGCAGUAAGCUAGAAGGCAUCUGGGCCCAGGGUGUCGGACAUCCCGUUUCGACCCAGGGUAAUGAAGACAUGAAGUGGUGGGGGUUUGCUUGA